GAUUUUAUACUUUCAUCGUUAAGGAACUCGAACUACAAAUAUGGACAACUUUGCCUAUCAACCUGAUAUUGAUUUUCGUGUAAACCAGGGAAAUAUAGUGAAUGGUAGAGUUUUUAGUGUAGAUGGAAAUUCAAAUAAUCGGGGAGAUCACUUAAUUGAAGUUAAAUCUGGGGCAAAAAUAUGCUAAACUUCCAGUAACCUAUUGUCGUACAGAUGAAUGUCUUCGAACAGCUGCGAAUUACUUAUGGUCGAUGGAUCAAACUGUAGAUCCCUGCGAUAAUUUUUAUCAAUAUGUAUGUGGCAGAUGGUCAGAGCAACAUCCUAAUUAUGGUUGGUGGAAAUCAAUUUCAAGUUUUACGUCAAUUAAUGAGAAAAUUCUCAUUGCUUCUUUGAGUGCUUUAAGUGGAGACGACGAUGAUGCAGACCUACCAGAAGCUGUUAAUAAAAGCAAAAUAUUUUACCAGUCAUGUAUGGAUUUAGAUACCCUUGAUACACUAGGUAUUACAUCGAUUUAUGGAGUAUUAGAGAAAAUAAGUUUACCAAUUGUUCCUGGUUUUAUGACUGUUGCCAGAAAUGAUAGUGCGUAUUUUUUUGAUUGGUGGAAAGUAGAUGCUCAAGUCAAAAGAAUCUUACUGAUGGAUAUAUUCUUAGGGGUUAGCGUAAGUCCGAAUAAUUACAAUGGAUCUGAAAAUGUAUUGUAUGUUGGCCAAAUUUAUCAAACAAGCCCAUUACCAAGUCCUUCUAAAACGUACAAAUAUCCAAGAAACAGAAAAAGGAACAAAGAAAUUGACGAAACCGAUUAUCAAGAAUUAGUUAAAAAUGUACAUAAUAAUAUUAUAAAAUAUAUUGUAAACAUAGUGUUUAUGAAUUACACAGGAACAUCAGCAGAGGAUGACUUACUUCAGAAAGCUGCAGAUGUUGUAACUGACGUUUCAGAUUUCAUAGACACGGUGGUUACGAAUACUACAGAUCUAGACCAAGCCGAGGAGGAUAUUUACUCAAUAACUGUAGAAACUUUACAAAAUGAAAUCAAUUUAGUACUAGCAAAACCGCAACAAAACGCGUUGCUGACUUAUUUCAAACACCUUUUCAACGGUACUAACGUGACGAUAAUAUCAAGUGACCUUCUUUAUGUAACUGAUUCAGAUGUAAAAUUUUUGAAACUGAUUCUUAAAUUUUUAAAUGAAACACCAAGCAUUAAUGUUGAGCUCUACAUGUGGUGGGUAGCUGUAUAUUCAAUGAUUAUAAAUACUUCUGGCGAAAUCGCCGACUAUAUUUCAAAACAAUUGAAUACACUAUUUUCCGAUCCCCCAAUUCUACGAUCGAGGUCGCUAGAGUGUGCACUAUUAAUCAACAACUAUAUGGGAUAUGCUAUUAGUUAUGUUCUCGCCGAUCAAACGUUUCCUAACACAACCAAACCAAAAGUCGAAAGAAUGAUUCUUGGACUCAAACAAGCUUUCGUUAAUAGUGUGAAUCAAAUAAAUUGGAUGGAUAAGCAAACAAAAAUGGUAACUUUGGAAAAAAGUACAGAAAUGAUGAGUUUCAUAGGAUAUCCUGAUUGGUUGUUUCAAAAUGGAGAAUUAGAUAAAUAUUAUAACGACGUAGAUGUCAAUCCAAAUCUUUAUUUAGAAAAUAUGGUAAACGUGAUAAUGUCUCAUACAACAAAGAAUUUCAAAUCAUUGAGGGAGCCUCAUUUGAGGGAUUGGUAUAGUGAACCUAUUGAAGUCAAUGCAUUUAAUUCAUUUUCGGAUAAUGCAAUAAAUGUUCCAAUGGCUAUAUUGAAUUAUCCAAUGUAUCAUUUGGGAUUGGAGGUUUUGAACUAUGCAUCGAUAGGAACCAUUUUAGGACACGAGUUGAUUCAUGGAUUUGAUAAUACCGGUAGAAAACAUGAUAAAUAUGGGAAUAACGUCCAAUGGUGGACUAAUCAAACUAUAGAGAAAUUUGAUAAUCGUACUGAUUGCUUUAUAAAACAAUAUGAUAAUUUUACUCUUGAAGGAAUUAAAGCCCACGUGGAUGGAAAGAGAACUUUAGGGGAAAACCUAGCCGACAACGGGGGCUUAAAUCAAGCGUUUGCCGCUUACAAAAAUUAUGUAAAAAAAUAUGGAGAAGAGCCAAAAUUGCCUGGAUUCGAAGAUUACACAAAUUACCAGAUAUUUUUUAUAGCAUAUGCCAAUAUAUGGUGUGAAAAAUCAAGUAUUGAAGAUCUGUUAGAUCAAAUACAAUAUGAUGUACAUAGUCCAAAUGUGAUCAGAGUGAUAGGAUCCCUCCAAAACUCCGAAGAUUUUGCAAAUGUCUUUCAAUGUUCACCAGGAAGUUACAUGAAUCCACAUAAAAAAUGUAAAAUCUGGUAAAUAUGAUACACCGUUAACAAUAUGAAAAACCUCUUGAGAAACAUUAACAAGAUACCUUAUAACCAUCGAAUAGUGAUUCGUCUUCAUAAGUUACCUAAUUCCAUUAAGAUUACUUUCUAAAUUAAAAAAAAUCCUGAUAUCCAAAAUCCCCAUUUCAUGACAUGGUGAAAUAUAAGAAUUUUCAUAGAUUGUUAUUAUUGUCUUUUAAACUUAUAUUGUUCAAAUAGCUCACCAGCAAAAUGGCCGACGAUAAGGAAUAAUGAAGCCGCAGCUUGCCCGCCCGCCCAUUUAAAUUUUUUAAGAAAAGGAAAUUUCAAAAAACAAACAAAAAUAUCCCCAAACCGAGAAGAACCGUUUUUACUUACUAGAGUUCUCUUUUCCUUCUUUCCAGUGAGGACAGCAACCUUCACAACUCCAGUCCUGCAGAGAAGCAAGUCCUAUAUCAGAGUCAACUCCAACAAACAUUCCUUCUAUAACAAAUUUCCCUUUAUCAGACCUAAAAAUUUUCCAACGAAUAUCUCUCUUAGUGGAAUGCACUCUGUAGUUAACGUGUAAACUACUGCUGUCGAGCUUACAGCAGCUGACAGUUCACUCACUUCAGUGCCUAGGCAUUGAAAACCGAUUUCACUGCCAAUUUGUAUCGUCCAAAAAGCAAAAAGUGUAUUUUAUGAAUAAUUAGAAAUCAAGAGUAAUUUUAGAAAAUGUCUCAAUGAAAAUAGGUAACUUAGCAGCAUACCGAGCUUCGAAAGAGAUAUAUUACAAAGUGUACAGUAUUACUAUUAUAAGGAAAACACGGGACCAAUGAUAUUUUUAUAAAUAUCAUUUAUAAUCUUUGUUAGUUGCAUAGAAAAAUUUCCCCAUGAAGUGACAGUUGGUGAUUCUUACUCUUCCAUCUUGCAAUCUAAAUUCAAUUGAUAGAACCUUUUCAGUUUCACAAUUUUGGCACUUGUUUUUUAUCUAUGUGUUAAUUCCACAGUUCACCAGUAUUAUAUUCCAAUGGAAUAUCUAAUUUAGAUUUAAGAAAAUUUCACUUUGUGGAAGUUGGAAUUACCUUAAAUAUUAAAAUAAAUUUUAUUCCUAAAACUAAGUUUUGCGUUUGAUAAUUAAUAGUUUUUUGUAGUAGACCAAUUUUGUAAAAGAAAAUGUUGAAAUAUGUAUGGCUUUAAAUAACGACAAUAAAUUGUUUGGAUUUGAAAAA
Messenger RNA from Diorhabda sublineata, 3549 nucleotides. Its product is annotated as endothelin-converting enzyme 1. Gene Ontology annotation, cellular component: plasma membrane. Bases 252 to 2351 code for a protein of 699 amino acids. The record is from RefSeq and is a predicted model, not a curated record. The transcript is spliced from 14 exons. Gene Ontology annotation, molecular function: metalloendopeptidase activity. Gene Ontology annotation, biological process: protein processing. NCBI's taxonomy places the organism in Eukaryota, Metazoa, Arthropoda, Insecta, Coleoptera, Chrysomelidae.